UGCUCAGUCAUUAAACAGUAUCAGUCAAUAGAUUUGAUAUUUGGUCAGUGAUACCUUAGCUUUUCAGUGAAAUAAACAAAGAAAUUAAAAGAACAUUAAAUUUAAGCACAAAAUCACCUGGAACUAAAGUCCUAUGUUCUUGUUUUUAGAUACUAUGUGCUGAAGGGAAGGACAAGUCCUGACAAAGAUGCAAGAACAUCCCACAGAUAUGACAGGCCCCGGACAGCUGAUGUUGUCAACUUUAUCAGGAGCUCAGCUAGAGCCCAUGGGGAGGUCCAGCCAAACAACGGGAAUGUGAUGCUUCCAACAUGCUACUCAAUUCAGAACAUGUAUGAAGAGUAUGCAAGCGGGCACAGCAACCCCUACUGUAUGAAGCACUUCAAGCGACUCGUACAUGACCGCUUUCCAGAAGUUAAAGCAUCAGAGAGAACCACAUUUACAGAAUGCAAGGAGUGUUCCAUGAUACGUAAUGCAAAGGCUGGUGAUCUAUCCAAGGAACAGAGAUUGCUGUUGGAGGAGCAAAAGAGAGCCCAUCUUCUUGUUCAAAGAAUAGCGAGGGAAAAGUAUUACAAACACAUUAAGAAGGCAAGAGAGAACCCCCAGAAGUAUUGUUCGAUAAUCAUCGACAAUAUGGACCAGGCAAAGACAAACCUACCCAGGUUACCCUCAUACCAUAAGGGAGAUGUCAGCCUCACCAGGGUCCAUCACCAUGUCACGGGAAUUUUGGCCCAUGGACAGGGAAAGUCCUACGUUUUCACCUGGACAGACAAAUUCUCAUGCGACUCCAACAUCACCAUGAAUUGCCUGCUGAGAGUCUUUGAUGACAUUGCACAGCAAAGACGGUUGCCUCCCACACUGUUUCUGCAGGCUGACAAUUCUGCCAAAGACAACAGAAACUUUAUCAUCAUGGGAUUCCUUGGAAGUUUGGUCCUGAGGAAGAUGUUUAAAAAGGUGAAGCUGUCCUUCCUGAUGGUAGGCCAUACCCAUGAGGAUGUGGAUCAAAUGUUCUCGUGGAUAUCGAUCCACAUAGGAAAGAUGGCCAUCAAAACAUCAGACACCCUCCACGAGGAAAUCCAGGCAGCCUACCAUCCCCAGCCCACAACGGAGCAUCUGUCUGAUCUGUGGGACUACCGUGCUCUGGCCCUCCAGUCACCCAUCCAGCUGUCUGGCCACAAGUCUCCUCACUGCUUUAGGUUUCACUUACAGGAGGACAGGGUCAUCAUGUCAUACAAGGAAUGGCCCUUGCAGAGAGCAACGUUCCAGCAGCUGGACAUCACAGACUUGGCCAGAGCCUUUGAUGCUGCCCCACAUCCAAUCAGCACCAUGCCAGAUAAAGGAAGAGGAGCCUUUGAUGCCAUGGGAGUGGAUUUGCCCAAGUGGAAAAGAUGUGGGAGCCUGACAGAUGAGGAAGCAUCUUGGUGGGAGGGACACCUGGAGAAGCAGCGCACAUUUGGUCAGCCAACUGUCCCAAAGCUGGAUGAAUUUGGACCCUUCCUGACCAGUGCGAGUGAAGCUGCUAACACCAUGCCCCCAGAAAUUGCUGACACCAUAAGACGUCAUGUCUCUUCCCUGACUCAGGAAUCCACAAUUCGAACAGUGAGGCAGAGAAGGAGAUGAGGAACUUUGCAUUGACUGGUUUUAGCUCCAUGGCAUGUAUUAUCGGAGGCGGUAACGGGCCGCCCCACUUGUAUAUUUGUAUGAUAUUGAAAACUUUUCAUGUAUAUCUGCUAUUUUUAUAAAUUUUCUGGUUCUUCUAAUUAAACAAAAAAAAUAUCUAUGGAGUGUAAUUUCGGAGGCGGUAAUGGGCCGCUCCACAUGUACAGUAUCUUUUUGUAAAAUUUUCCACAUAAAUUCAUAUUUUUGUAUCAAUUUGUAUAUGCUCCACAUAUUGAUAUUUUUGUAUCAAUUGUACAAUUUUUAUAUUCAAUCUCCUGUGCGAGUGUUCAAUCGGGGGCGGAAACGGGCCGCUCCACAUAAAUUCAUAUUUUUUGUAUAAAUUUGAAUAAUUUUUAUAAUCAAUUUCCUGUGUGAGUGUUCAAUCGGGGGCGGAAACGGGCCG
Saccostrea cuccullata (small rock oyster) is the source of this 2059-nucleotide messenger RNA. RefSeq lists its product as uncharacterized. NCBI's taxonomy places the organism in Eukaryota, Metazoa, Mollusca, Bivalvia, Ostreida, Ostreidae. The transcript has 7 exons. Bases 298 to 1617 code for a protein of 439 amino acids. The record is from RefSeq and is a predicted model, not a curated record.